Crotalus tigris (Tiger rattlesnake) is the source of this 2737-nucleotide messenger RNA. It is a transcript of the gene ZNF329, whose product is annotated as zinc finger protein 329. The transcript has 2 exons. The coding region runs from base 272 to 1723 and encodes 483 amino acids. NCBI's taxonomy places the organism in Eukaryota, Metazoa, Chordata, Lepidosauria, Squamata, Viperidae. The record is from RefSeq and is a predicted model, not a curated record.
CAGCUCUCAACCAGGCGAGGAUUGGUUGAACCGGCCGGGAGCUCAGCCUUGCCUUGGGAAGUCCAGCCUCGGCGGCCAGGCAGUAACCCUUGUGCGGCCGCAGCCACUGCCGCCUCCUCCUCCUCCUCCUCUGAUUGUGCCCGAUCUGGUGCUGCAGCGCCCAGGUUUGCUCUGGCGCCGGUGCUUCCCCUCCGCCGGGCGCGCGGGUGCUCCGGGCUCCGCUCUCUGCUGGCGAUCCACCCUGCAACAGCCCGAUCCUGUCUUUGAAAAGAUGGUGAAUGAGGAAGAGGAGAAUACUCCCAAGCAGGUUGGCCAUAAGCCAGCAGAGCCACAUGGGAUACUGUCUGAAAGUUGCCAGAGUCAUGUGUCUCCAGACGUUGAAUCGGAAGGAGGUGAAACCACCGAGAUGGCACCGAGAAGCUUGAAGCGCGACCUGGAGAGCAACUCUCUUGCCAUCAAUGGCGAUGUUUCUGACACCGAGAGGAUUUGUCCGUCACAGACACAGUAUAUUUGCCCUGUUUGCGGGGAAUGUUUUAAUGGGAGUUCCUGCCUUGUGGAGCAUCAGAGGCUUCACAAAGAGGAGAAGCCGCACCCCUGCCCUGUCUGUGGAAAAGGUUACAACCAGGAAGCUGACUUGGUGGCUCAUAUGCAGAGUCACACUGAUGAGAAGCCAUUUUCUUGUCUUGAGUGCGGGAGGAGCUUCCUUUUCAGCUCAGACCUGGUGGCCCAUCAAAAGGUCCAUACUGGGGAGAAACCUUACAUCUGUCUGGAGUGUGGGAAAGGCUUCUCCCAGAGUUCCCAACUGAUGUCCCACCGGAGAGUCCAUACCGGGGAGAAACCCUAUGAGUGCAUUAUCUGCGAGAAGAGCUUCCGGUCCAACUACGACCUGGUCAACCAUCAGAGGAGUCACACCGGAGAGAAACCUUACAUAUGCUCUGAUUGUGGGAAAAGCUUUACUCGCAGCUCCCACCUCAUUUCCCAUCAGAGAGUUCACACUGGUGAAAGACCCUACCCUUGUGGGAUCUGCGGGAAGCGUUUCCGGGACUGCUCCCAUCUCAUUCGGCACCAGAGGGUCCACACGGGUGAGAAACCAUACGAGUGCUCCAUUUGUGGGAAGAGCUUCCGGGUCAAUUAUGACUUAGUCACCCAUCAGAGGAACCACACUGGAGAAAAACCUUACGAGUGUCCUGAUUGUGGGAAAGGCUUUAAGCGGAGUUCGCACCUGAUCUGCCACCAGAGAGUCCACACGGGAGAAAGGCCGUAUCCCUGCGGCAUCUGCGGGAAAAGCUUCAGCUACAGCUCAGACCUUAUUAAGCACCAGAGAAUCCACACAGGGGAGAAGCCUUAUGAAUGUCACAUCUGUGGGAAGAGCUUUCGGAUCAAUGCUGACUUGGUCACUCACCAGAGGAUUCACACUGGAGAGAAACCUUAUACCUGCUCUGAUUGUGGGAAAUGUUUUGCCCGGAGCUCGCGUCUUGUAUCCCAUCAGAGAGUCCAUGUGAAGGACGGGACCCUGGGAAUGUCUCUUUCUGAAACUGAGUCAUCUCAGCCAGGAGCAGCUACCGUGUCCCCAGCUUCUGAGCAUCCUUGGGCCAAGGAGGAAAAACUGGGCCCAAGUGAGCCUCUGGCUUUGACCAGCCUGGGAACUUCUACUCAGUUUGUCCUUGGUGAUGCUCCUCAGGCUGCCCACAUGAGUGAAAUAAAGAUGGAGUGCAGGAGCUGAGAGGCAAGCAGACUAGAGGGGAAACACUUACUUUCCAAUAACUAGUAUAGAGAAUCCGGAGUCUCUACAUUUUAAUUAGCCUUCAUGGAAAGUUUGCUUGAUCAAUUAAAUCAAUACUGUCCAUGAUCUUUCCCCCCCCGCCCCCCAUGUGCAUCUUGAAGGAUGAAUGAGUUGAUCCAAGGAAGAACGAAGUGUCUGCACCCGGAGCAUGGUCUCGCCAGCCAUAUUUAAGUUAAAAGCCAUUUUGACAUGGGCUGGCUUUGCUUCCCCAAAGAAAUUCUUGGAAAUAUACUUUGUUGGGAAUUCUUGAUUAAAAAUAUAUAGCGUAGAGGUGGAAGGGGAACUAUAUAAAAAUGGAUGUAAUGUUGGAACCCCUUCAAAAACAUAUUUAUUGGUGUAAGUUAAAAUAAGCAAAAAUGGCACUGCUAUGUAUGGGUUGCCUUGAAAUGACAAAUGGAGCAAGAAAAAUAUAAUCGAAAUUAGUGUUUAUUGUAGGAAAGUGUUUUCUUUAAAAUAACGCAAAGUAAUCAUCUUUUAUCCAUCAUGCUUGUUUCUAUAAAAAAAAAAUCCAUACAACCUGGGGUUUAUUUGCUCUGUUCCUCGCUGGAAAGCCAUGUCUUUUUAAGAAUAUAAUGAAUAUAAAUACACUCGCAGAUAUUUUUUUUUUGUUUUAAACAUUGUCUUCUAAUUGACAGAAACAGUGUUUUGUUGUUUAUUGUCUUCUAACAAUUUCUCUUCUACAUUUGUGUGCAAAUGUUUUAAUAAAAAUGCUAUCACUAUAAUAAAAAUACUUUAGUUGGGUAGAAUAAAGCUUUAAGUCAUUAAUAACAUUAUUUAAUUUAAUUUAUAAGCCAUGAUCUUUUUGUACAGGUUGACUACUCACACAAAAAGAGGGAUGCCCAUAGUAUAUAAGGACAGUUUUGCUUAUUUCUCCCUCUGAUUUCUCAUGACGUUCUCCCUCAGUUUUUCAACUAGGCCGGGGUAGGUAACCUUGGCUCUUUUAUGACUCGUGGA